This is a messenger RNA of Glarea lozoyensis ATCC 20868, 1842 nucleotides long. RefSeq lists its product as uncharacterized. Lineage: Eukaryota; Fungi; Ascomycota; Leotiomycetes; Helotiales; Helotiaceae. Gene Ontology annotation, biological process: protein N-linked glycosylation. Bases 1 to 1842 code for a protein of 613 amino acids. Gene Ontology annotation, molecular function: alpha-(1->6)-fucosyltransferase activity. The record is from RefSeq and is a predicted model, not a curated record. The transcript is spliced from 2 exons.
AUGCCUCCCACCCUCGACCUUACAAAGACAUACACACACGCAGAUAUGAUCCUCUCGGCCAGAAAAUCGCCCCGAUUGAGCCUCCGUCGACCAUCACCUCACGGUAUUGAGAGAGGUCCAUUAUCAUCAACAUCUUCCCGCUUCAGCUUUCAUGACCUCCUCGCACCGCCUCUACCAUCACCUAGCCUUCCAGCCUUAGUGCCUCGACAUGGCAAGCCAAUACCGAUCCGGGCGCAAAAAAAGUACAUCCAAGGAUUAGUUUGGAUUUCGGGUGUUAUCAUGAUCUUGUACCUGGGUUUCUCGACGAAAAAGCUAGAUCGUCCGAUGAAAGCAGUGGGAUGGGCGACGCACAGCGGAGAAGAAUAUGAGAUGGUGGGGGAAUCAGAACUUCCGGAUUUUCCCACUCCUGUCAUGGUUACCGACAAACGUGGAAGGGCAAAAUGGACUGUCUCAAUCCCUCCAGAUUCCGAUUUCCCUUUGGAACCCAAGCAAUAUGCCGACAUAUGUUCACAGAAUAUGGAGGUGGCCACCCAUGUAGCGGAUAUGUAUACUCGAGUCCACAAGGAGCAUGCUGCUCAUUACGGCUAUUACCACGUCGAUAAGAAUUUUAUGGACGUCGCUGAGGCAGAGGCACAUGGUCUGUUACCUGGACCCAAAGCGCGAACUAGCAUGAAAGCAUCAUCUUUGCUUGGCGAGAAUCUAGACGGAUUGGUGGAGUCGGAUGUUUGUGAGAAGAGCAUGACUUUCGUGUUGGAAACACAAGAUGCGGGCCUAGGCAAUACGUUGUUGAUGCUGUGGACGGCGUAUGGUUUGGCGAAAAAAGAGGGUAGGGCUUUCUUCUUGGACGACUCAAGAUGGGCAUAUGGGAACUACAACAAGUUCUUCAAGUCGCCGCCAAUUCCAUCUUGUAGGCCGCCUCCACGUCACGAGAUGCUACCUUGUCCUCAUCAUGCUCGUCAUCUUCUCGUCUCAGCAGCAACUGCCGGUCACGUUUUCGGUGGUGGGUUCAAUGGUUAUUACGAAGAUGCGAGAAAGAUGGAAGUAUAUCGACAGAAACCGAUGUUCAACUUUGCACGUGAAGGCUAUGAAGCACUUUUCCAGCUUGCCAACGAGGAUGAAGAGUAUGUCGACAAACGUAUCGCCGAAAUGCGUGGAAAGACCGUCACUCCUGGAGAUGGAAAAAUCAACGGAAUUGUUGUUGGCAUUCAUGUCCGUCACGGCGAUCGCCGACCAUUUGAGUUUCAGUACAAAGACAGCUACAUACCACUGGAGAAGUAUGUUGACACAGCCAAAGAGAUCUUACGCGAGACAUUCAAUGGCUCUAGGCUUGGCAAUGACGGUAUCACGGAAGCAGCAUCCCAUAGCAUCAUGCUACUCGCUUCUGAUGAUCCUGAUGUUUAUGCAUCUGAGGAGCUCUCUGAAGCUCUACCGGCUCAACAACAAAUUCGCCUUGCCUCAAACAAACACAUCAGCAAUCCGCAACCACAGGGACCUACAGGAAUGAGAAACUUCGUUGACGAAGCAGUGGGAUGGGAAGGUGGAUUCUUCGCACCUAUGUUCUGGAGUCUCGGUAGACCCAAUGGUCUUCCACCAACUGCCGUCACCACUCCCGACGUCAAAGUUCCACCCACAGAUGAAGCUCUUCGACUAAGAGAAUUAGUAGGCCGUGCCUAUCUCAUGGAUCUCGCUGUCCUUGGGCAGGCAAGCGAUAAGAUCGUUUGCACCGUCAGCUCAGCGGGCUGUCGUAUCCUCGCCAUCAUGCUGGGCUGGGACAAGUCUUUCGACAAGGCGGGUUUCAUGAAUGUUGACGGCACUUUCGAUUGGCGUGGUAUUUCCUGGUGA